This is a messenger RNA of Acanthosepion pharaonis, 6819 nucleotides long. The record is from the annotation of a GenBank genome assembly. NCBI's taxonomy places the organism in Eukaryota, Metazoa, Mollusca, Cephalopoda, Sepiida, Sepiidae.
AUGAAUAUAAGGAACCUUUCAUUGAUAUUUCUUGGAACCAACACAGGAUAUGUAUAUAAAGUGAUUGUUCGUGAAAAUAACCAAUCCCAGAUUCUUGAAGAGUUGCCAAUGGAUCCCGGACGUCCAAUUCUGAAAGAAAUAUUCUUUAGCCGGAACCACCAAUAUCUUUAUUCGAUGUCCGAAGAAAAGGUUGGAAAGUGCACACGUAAGGAUAAAUGCUCUGCAUCUAAAGUGCAUCCCCACUGGGUUUCUGCAACUUCCGGAAUAUGUCUGAAAAUGGUUGAUGUUUUGCCUGAUAAACUAAGCCUAGAAAACAUCAAAGCAGACAAAGGAUUUGACCAGGUGCAAUUCAAAGUUGAUAAAGUAAAACUGCCAUCAUCGUUAGACAACAUUGGGUGUGUCUUCUCCUCUGACAAUGCUUUAGAAGAGACUCAAGCCUCAAUCCAACAGGAUGUCAUCAUUUGUCCCUUACCAAAUCACAAGAACUUACCGGAAAUACCAAACGAUAAUACAGACAUGAAUGUUGAGUUCCGUGUCGAUGGUCAGGCUAUUGUGAAACGAAGUGUAAAGAUUUUUGAUUGCAAGGUGCACACUACGUGCACAAAAUGUACAAAUAGUGAUUUCUCCUGCCAAUGGUGUCCUUACACUGGAACUUGUGUCGAUUCAUCAAGCAGUUCUUGUACAGACACUAACAAUGCACAAUCAACACCACAAAGUGACAUCCGAAAUCCGGACAAUUGCCCUCGUCUUGUCAAUCCAUCUUCAGAUAUUGUGGUACAUUCAGGUGAGAAGAAACAAGUCAAAGUGACUGUACUCAAUUUGGAACCUGACCAGAAACAAGGACUGAAGUGUGUUAAACUGGAACAAUUUUUUUUUUCUCUUUGCUUCUCCUUUCCUUUACUCACUCACCUUCUAUAUCUACUCUCUUUCUUUCCUCCCCUUAUCUUUUCUUCUUUCUUCCUUUCUCUGCCCUCCCACUUAGCUUUUCUUCUCUCUUCCUUUCUUCUCUUUUCUCUCUUCCAUUCUCUUUUUUCUUCUCUUUGCUUCCUCCUCCUCACUUUCUCUUUUCUUCUAACUUCAUUUCAUCAUUUAUCUUUUCUACUCUCUUUCUUUCUCUGUCUCUCUCUUUCUUCACUUUCUUUUUCUCACUUGUCUCUUCCUUUCUACUGCUCUCCUUUCUUUCUUUCCCCUCCCAUUCUCUUUCUUUCAAUCUUCUUUUCUUCCAUUCCUCCUCUCUUUCUAUCUCUUCUAUUCUCUCUCUCUCUUUUCUUUACCUUUAUCUCUUUUAUACACUUCCCUUUUCCAUUACUUUUAUUCUCUCUUACUGCGUUUCUUAUUUUCUCUUUCUUUCUCUCUCACUUUCUAUUUCUACAUCUCUCUUUUAUUCUCUUUCUUUCCACAUAUCUUUUAUUGUCUUUCUUUCCACAUCUCUCUUAUUCUCUCUUUCUUUCCACAUCUCUCUUAUUCUCUCUUUCUUUCUAUAUCUCUCUUAUUCUCUCUUUCUUUCUACAUCUCUUUUAUUCUCUCUUUCUUUCUACAUCUCUUUUAUUCUCUCUUUCUUUCUACAUCUCUUUUAUUCUCUUUCUUUCCAUAUCUCUCUUAUUCUCUCUUUAUUCUACAUCUCUUUUAUUCUCUCUUUCUUUCUAUAUCUCUUUUAUUCUCUUUCUUUCUAUAUCUCUUUUAUUCUCUCUUUCUUUCUACAUCUCUUUUAUUCUCUCUUUCUUUCUACAUCUCUCUUAUUCUCUCUUUCUUUCUACAUCUCUCUUAUUCUCUCUUUCUUUCUACAUCUCUCUUAUUCUCUCUUUCUUUCUACAUCUCUCUUAUUCUCUUUCAUUCUACAUCUCUCUUAUUCCCUCUUUCUUUCUACAUCUCUCUUAUUCUCUCUUUCCUUCUACAUCUCUCUUAUUCUCUCUUUCCUUCUACAUCUCUCUUAUUCUCUCUUUCUUUCUAUAUCUCUUAUUCUCUCUUUCUUUCUAUAUCUCUCUCAUUCUCUUUCAUUCUACAUCUCUCUUAUUCUCUCUUUCUUUCUAUAUCUCUCUUAUUCUCUCUUUCUUUCUACAUCUCUCUUAUUCUCUCUUUCUUUCUACAUCUCUCUUAUUCUCUCUUUCUUUCUACAUCUCUUUUAUUCUCUCUUUCUUUCUACAUCUCUCUUAUUCUCUUUCAUUCUACAUCUCUCUUAUUCUCUCUUUCAUUCUACAUCUCUCUUAUUCUCUCUUUCAUUCUACAUCUCUCUUAUUCUCUCUUUCUUUCUACAUCUCUCUUAUUCUCUCUUUCUUUCUAUAUCUCUCUUAUUCUCUCUUUCUUUCUACAUCUCUCUUAUUCUCUCUUUCUUUCUAUAUCUCUCUUAUUCUCUCUUUCUUUCUAUAUCUCUCUUAUUCUCUCUUUCUUUCUACAUCUCUUUUAUUCUCUCUUUCUUUCUAUAUCUCUCUUAUUCUCUUUCAUUCUACAUCUCUCUUAUUCUCUCUUUCUUUCUACAUCUCUCUUAUUCUCUCUUUCUUUCUACAUCUCUCUUAUUCUCUCUUUCUUUCUAUAUCUCUCUUAUUCUCUCUUUCUUUCUACAUCUCUUUUAUUCUCUCUUUCUUUCUAUAUCUCUCUUAUUCUCUCUUUCUUUCUACAUCUCUUUUAUUCUCUCUUUCUUUCUACAUCUCUCUUAUUCUCUUUCAUUCUACAUCUCUCUUAUUCUCUCUUUCUUUCUACAUCUCUCUUAUUCUCUCUUUCUUUCUACAUCUCUCUUAUUCUCUCUUUCUUUCUACAUCUCUCUUAUUCUCUCUUUCUUUCUACAUCUCUCUUAUUCUCUCUUUUCUUUUCAUCUCUUUAUUCUCUCUUUCUUUCUAUAUCUCUCUUAUUCUCUCUUUCUUUCUAUAUCUCUCUUAUUCUCUCUUUCUUUCUACAUCUCUCUUAUUCUCUCUUUCUUUCUACAUCUCUUUUAUUCUCUCUUUCUUUCUAUAUCUCUCUUAUUCUCUUUUCAUUCUACAUCUCUUUAUUCUCUCUUUCUUUCACAUCUCUUAUUCUCUCUUUCUUUCUACAUCUCUCUAUUCUCUCUUUCUUUUCUAUAUCUCUUUUCUCUUCUCUUUUCUUUCUAUAUCUCUCUAUUCUCUCUUUCUUUUUUCACAUCUCUUUUAUUCUCUUUUCUUUCUACAUCUCUCUUAUUCUCUCUUUCUUUCUACAUCUCUUUUAUUCUCUCUUUCUUUCUUUCAUCUCUCUUAUUCUCUUUCAUUCUACAUCUCUCUUAUUCUCUCUUUCUUUCUACAUCUCUCUUAUUCUCUCUUUCUUCCUAUAUCUCUCUUAUUCUCUCUUUCUUUCUACAUCUCUCUUAUUCUCUUUCUUUCUACAUCUCUCUUAUUCUCUCUUUCUUUCUACAUCUCUCUCAUUCUCUCUUUCUUUCUACAUCUCUCUUAUUGUCUUUCUUUCUACAUCUCUCUUAUUCUCUUUCUUUCUACAUCUCUCGUAUUCUCUCUUUCUUUCUACAUCUCUCGUAUUCUCUCUUUCUUUCUACAUCUCUCUUAUUGUCUUUCUUUCUACAUCUCUCUUAUUGUCUUUCUUUCUACAUCUCUCUUAUUCUCAUUCAUUCUACAUCUCUCUUAUUAUCUCUCUUAUUCUCUCUUUCUUUCUAUAUCUCUUUUAUUCUCUCUUUCUUUCUAUAUCUCUCUUAUUCUCUCUUUCUUUCUACAUCUCUCUUAUUCUCUCUUUCUUUCUACAUCUCUCUUAUUCCCUUUCAUUCUAUAUCUCUCUUAUUGUCUUUCUUUCUACAUCUCUCUUAUUCUCUCUUUCUUUCUACAUCUCUCUUUUUCUCUCUUUCUUUCUAUAUCUCUCUUAUUCUCUUUCAUUCUAUAUCUCUCUUAUUCUCUUUCAUUCUACAUCUCUCUCAUUCUCUCUUUCUUUCUACAUCUCUCUUAUUGUCUUUCUUUCUACAUCUCUCUUAUUGUCUUUCUUUCUACAUCUCUCGUAUUCUCUCUUUCUUUCUACAUCUCUCUUAUUGUCUUUCUUUCUACAUCUCUCUUAUUCUCUCUUUCUUUCUACAUCUCUCUUAUUGUCUUUCUUUCUACAUCUCUCUUAUUCUCUCUUUCUUUCUACAUCUCUCUUAUUCUCUCUUUCUUUCUAUAUCUCUUUUAUUCUCCCUUUCUUUCUAUAUCUCUUUUAUGCUCUCUUUCUUUCUACAUCUCCCUUUUAUUCUCUCUUUCUUUCUGUCUCUCUCUCUUUCUACAUCUUUUUUAUUCUUUCUUUAUCUCUCUUUCAUUUCCUCUUCCUUUCUACAUCUCUCUAUUAUUUUUUAUUAUGUCAUAUUCUUUUAUCACAUGGGGAAGCAAAAACCUGCAACUUGACAAUCCAGACAACAUCAAAGUGCGUGUUUAUAAAUGUCCUCUGAUGGUGACAAACUGUGGCAAGUGCCUAAGUAUGGACGAGGAAUACGACUGUGUGUGGUGUACAGGGACAUGUACCCUGUCUAAAAAGUGUACAGGAAAAUUCUUGAAACGAUCAGACACCUGCCCGAACCCAAGAAUACUCAGGUUCAGUCCUGGGACUGGUCCAAUUGGGGGUAAGACAGUUAUUUCAGUGACUGGUAUCAAUCUGGGGAAACGUAUAAAAGAUCUGAGUGGAGAAGUUACAGUUGCAGGCGUUGAUUGCAAAGUCCUAUCAACUGACUAUCAAAUAUCUUCUGGUUUUGAUUGUGAAACAGAUAUCCAAAAAUCCGCAGCCCGUGGAACUAUUCAAGUCACUGUGGCAGGCAAAUACCCAGCGGAAUCAGAUGGAAUUUUUGAAUUUGUGAAUCCUUCUCUGAAAGAUAUCACACCAAACAAAGGACCAAAAUCUGGAGGAACGCUGGUGAUUGUACAUGGGGAACAUAUGAAUACUGGCAGUAUGUGGAAUGUAACAGUAGGCAAUAACCCUUGUGCCAUUGUCAGACAUAAUGCGUCAAUUAUUGAAUGCAUCACAGCAGCUGAAGGGGCAGUCACUAGUGCCGAUGUACAGGUCAACUUUGGGGGUCUAUUGAAAAAAUUGGACAAGAAAUUUGAAUUUGAAGAGGACCCUACCAUAACAAUGGUUGAACCAAAACGAACAAUCUUAAGUGGAGGGACCACAUUGACUGUGACCGGAACAAACUUGGACCUCAUUCAAGAGCCAAAACUCUUUAUCAAAUAUAAUAACACCACUAAAGAAGCGGCAUGCAUGUCUAAGCAUCAAAAUUCUUUGGAAUGCAUAGUUCCUGCUGUUGACUUUGGCGAUGAACCGAUCUCUGUGACAAGCCCCAAAGAGGUUCAGUAUGGAUUCAUCAUGGAUGGAGUGAGUCAACUGAAGAACCUGUCUGACAGUCCACAGUUUCGUCCAUUACUCUACUUCCCUGAUCCUAUUGUGCGACCGUUUUCUGAAGAGAAAAACACAAAAAAAUAUGUGAAAGGAGAUAGGUUGGUUAUUGAGGGUCAGUUCCGCAGUAUCAACCAAUUGAUGACUGACGUCUAUAUUCAUGUUGGUAGCAGUUUGUGCACUGACCCCAUGCCUCACGACACUGCUUUGAUGUGCACCCCACCUACUUCACCCAGUGGGAUUGAUAAGGAAGGGAAUGCCCCAGUAAUGCUGAGCAUUGGAAAGUACCAAUGUGACAUUGGUUACCUGAGUUAUUAUGAAAUGCAAGAAGGUGAACGCCCAAUUGCUUUGGGUAUUAUUUUGGGUGUGGCCCUACCCAUGCUGACCAUCAUCAUCCUCCUGACCGUGUGUGUUGUUCGGCGCCAUAUGAAACAUGCUCCCAGUGAUAAUUACAUUCCCGACGUCCUCAAAGACUAUGAGGGUAAAAAAGAAGAAGAAGCAAUUGGUAUGAAUCACAUGCCAUCGGAGACUAUUGAUUCAACACAAUACAUCUCGGAAUUGGUCAGUGGUGUGACCGAUGAACAAGAACGACAACAAAUUAGUCAGUUACUAAUCACGCGGAGUAAACUGGAUGUUGGCGAACUUGUCGGGAAAGGUAAUUUUGGAGUCACCUACAAAGCACAAUACGUCAAAGUUGACAGUGAACCACCAUUGACAGUGGCUGUCAAAUCACUGCAAGGUACAAAUACUGACAAAAAAGCUUUGCUGAAAUAUCUGAAGAAUGGCCUGGUGCUCAAAGAGCUUCAACAUAAUCAUAUCAUUCCGAUUCUGGCUGUGUGUCUAUCGGUUAGUGAUGAUCCAGUCGUGGUUGUCCCAUACAUGGACACCCCUGACCUCCGGACACACAUCAGAGAUUCAUCAAAAUCAUUGGCAGUCAGUACAUUGCUGGACUAUGGUCAACAAAUCGCUGACGGUAUGGCUUACCUGGCAGAGUUAAAAGUCAUUCAUCAUAAUCUGGCUGCAAGGAACUGUCUAUUAUGCGAGGGCAAAACUGUAAAAGUGACCGACAUUGGCUUAACACAAGAACUAUUCAGCAAAGAUUAUUAUUUCACGGAAGAACACACAGCAAAACUACCGGUCAAGUGGAUGGCACCUGAAAGUCUUGAAAACUUUGUCUUUAGUAUUCAGAGUGAUGUCUGGUCCUAUGGAGUGUUGCUGUGGGAACUGAUGACCCGAGGGGUGACUCCUUACCCAGAUGUUGUGCCUUGGGACGUACACAGUUAUUUACAGAGUGGAAGACGCAUGCAGAAGCCCAAGUAUUGCCCAGAAUUCAUCUAUCAACUGAUGCUGAAAUGUUGGCAGCUGGAGCCUGAUGACCGACCUUCAUUCACAGAAAUUCUGGCCUCUUUGGACAAAGUAUCCCAAAACGAGAUUGGUGCUGAGGGGGAGGGUCAACCUCUUAACACCAAUGUUGAAUUUACUGGAUCUACCGAAUACCUGGAAGUCAUAGAAUAA